AUGCAAAACCUGAAUAUAGAUUUGGCGAUCCGCGUUUUCCGCCAUAUCGGAGAGAUUUCAAUGGUGUUUGCACUAGAAGAAGUGAACGAUCUUGAGGAAAAAGUGCUGGUCUCCGGUCAUCUCGCGCUGCUCAUCGAAGAUUUUGACACAGCUGAGAAAAACUUUUUACUCAGCACUCAGCCACUGGAAGCACUUGAUAUGAGACGGGAUCUCCUCCAUUGGCCAAAAGCCCUGGAUCUAGCCCAAAAACUAUCACCAGAUCAAAUACCGUAUAUUUCGAAGGAGUACGCUCAACAACUGGAAUUUAUGGGUGAUUAUUCGACGGCGAUGAUGCAUUAUGAAGAAGGGAUUUUAAAGGAUCCGGAAGAUCAGGAGCACAAUGAUGUCUGUAAGAGUGGAGUGGCGCGUACUGCCUUGAGAAUUGGCGAUGUCAGAAAAGGCAUGGAGUUGGCAGUCGAGAUCGAGGGCCGAUUAAUAAAAAAGGAAUGUGCAUUGAUUCUCGAGCAUCUAAAGCAAUUCACCGAUGCGGCCGUCAUUUACGAGAUUGGGCAAUUUUAUGAUCGAGCGGCUGCAGCGUCAUUGAAAGCUAAGAACUGGAGCAAGGUAGCCGAGCUACUUCCAAAAGUGAAGUCCCCAAAAAUUCAUGCUCAAUAUGGUAGGGUGAUGGAAGGGGAGAAGAAAUUUAAGGAGGCAGCAGCGGCCUACAAGAAUGCGAAAGAUUACGAUAAUUUGGUGCGCGUAUUGUUGGACCAUAUGGAUAUGGCUGAAGAGGCUGUGAGGGUCGUUCGGGAAAGUCGUUCUGUUGAAGGAGCGAAGCAUGUUGCGAAAUUCUUCACAAAACUUGGCGAACACACUUCAGCCAUCCAAUUCCUGGUCUUGUCACAAUGUCAACAGGAAGCUUACCAACUGGCCGAGCAAACAGGAAAGAUGGAAGAUUAUGCAGAAGCGCUGGGAGAUACCGGAACUGUCGAACAGUACGCCCAAGUAGCCGAUUUCUUUGCCUCGAUGGGGAAUACACUUUUGUCCGGGACUUAUCAUUUCAAAGCCGGGCACUAUGCCGUGGCAAUGGAUUACCUCUUGUCCCUCGGUGAAAACUUUGAAGCACUACGAACUGCGAUUGAAUGUGUAGCUGAAGCUGGGGAUCAGGGAUUGAUCCAUCGAUUGACUCAAUUUCUACUCGGCGAAACUGAUCAGAUCCCAAAGGACCCGAAAUACCUAUUCCGAAUGUAUGUUGCACUGCAUAUGUCACGGGAAGCAGCCAAAACCGCCGUCGUCAUUGCAAAAGACGAACAAAAUCGAGGAAAUUACAAAGUGGCGCGAGAUCUACUAUUUGCCAUGCACCAGGACUUAAAUGACAAAAACAUUGCGGUACCGAAUGAAAUGCAAUACAGCAUGAUGCUGGUCCAUUCAUAUUUGAUCGUGCGGAAUCUGAUUAAACGCGAUGAUACCAUGCAUGCGGCCCGGAUGUUGAUACGAGUUGCGCAGAAUAUCAGCUGGUUCAUGACUCAUUCGGUGUCGAUUCUUACGUCAGCUGUUGUAAUUUGUACCAAAGCUGGUUUAAGAGGAGCUGCUCAUCGAUUCGCGGUCCAACUGAUGCAAGCGGAAAAUCGGAACAAAAUUGAUGUCAAAUACAAAAAGAAAAUUGAGCAAAUUGUUCGAAAAACCGAUAAGCCGACUGAUCCUGCUGAGCCAGUAGUUCCGUGCCCAUUCUGUCGACAUCCAGUCGCAGAGACAGAAUUGAGCUGCGUGAUGUGCAAAAAUCAGCUACCGUAUUGUGUGGUUACGGGACGGCAUAUUGACGCUGAUGAUUUUGCACUUUGUGAGGGUUGUCAUUUCCCAGGAUAUUUUAGUGAAUUCAAAAGACUCGCCGCUCUAGGCGAACCUUGCCCAAUGUGUGCAGCAUCUUGUGGUGAUACUACACGAGCCGACUGGGACUCCUAUGUACUUGCUACGCGGAAGAAAAAGGAAGAACUG
Messenger RNA from Mesorhabditis spiculigera, 1974 nucleotides. Lineage: Eukaryota; Metazoa; Nematoda; Chromadorea; Rhabditida; Rhabditidae. The record is from the annotation of a GenBank genome assembly.